Pezoporus occidentalis (night parrot) is the source of this 439-nucleotide messenger RNA. RefSeq names its product adenylate cyclase type 10-like. NCBI's taxonomy places the organism in Eukaryota, Metazoa, Chordata, Aves, Psittaciformes, Psittacidae. Gene Ontology annotation, cellular component: cytoplasm. The transcript has 3 exons. The record is from RefSeq and is a predicted model, not a curated record. Gene Ontology annotation, molecular function: adenylate cyclase activity. The annotation marks the transcript as partial.
AUGGCACCUCUAUGUCCCGGCUUUGCAAGAACCGAGAGCUUUCACAAAGCCACAGCAAACAACCUGAUGUCCCAUAAAAUCAUCUGCUUUCAACUAGAGAAGCUGAAACCUUCAGCUGUGGCGCAGAAGCUCUGCCACGACCUUGGAGUGGUCAGCAUCCCUAGGGCUUUAGUGAGGUUCCUGGUCCAAAGAAGCUUGGGGAUCCCGUAUUACUUGGAGGAGCUGGUGCACUUCCUUCGUUGCAACGACAUGCUCUUGUUCCGCACCAAGAAGUGGGGUGAAAAAGCAGAGGACAGCUGGGAGAACCUGAACACUUUUGCAGUCUUGGAGUCAUCCCUCACAGCAAGCUCAAGGUCCAGAGCAGGGGCUGCGGCCAUGAUCUGCAUUGUAAGGCCAGGCGUGAACCUGGACAGCACCAUGCUGCCCAGUAACUUGAAAG